UUUCUAGAGCCAUGCAUGCUGUUAAAUAUUUAGAACUACUUUUUUCAUCUCUACAAAAGACGACAGUUCAGUUGUCUUUACUUGCAUGUAGAAUCACACAGAUAGUGUUAGAUUCUGGUAAUCGACGCAUAAAAACACAAACAAAAGCUUCUCAGAUUUGUCCUGUAUGUUUUGCUAUGAAGUUAGCCAAAACAUCAGAGCCUCCAAUAAGAAGUUGGCGCUUAGGUGUGUUAUUGCCAUACUCAAUAAUAAGUCUGCUGUUUGUCUUAUAAGGCGCUGAGUUCAGUAUGUUAUUGUCCACAAGCUCAAGGAUGUCUGGUGGAGGGUACACAGAGUCCCUGAAGCACCCGUAGGAGAAUCAGAACUGAAGGAAAUCAAGGAACAAUUUCUCAUCCUGCAGUUGAACCAUCCACACCUCAAACCAUGCUGAGACUGUUCAACUGUGCUGUCUAUCUCUGCUGGAUUUCUGUGCUUCUACAUGGAUCUGCAUCUUUUACUUCUAACAUUUCAGCCCACAUCCAGCCUCUAAAUGUGACUGUUGUUCAAGAUGAGCAGGACACAGGCUGGGAUUCACCAUUUCUCCAGCUGAGAGCCAGUCUACCGUCCUACUCGCAGCCGGUCCGCCCGUACACCCUGCUGACCGCCGCUGAAGACCGCCACCACCUGCCCAAACCCAGACAUCGCCGCCCUUCUCGCCUCCUGCGUCUUCUGGGAUCUUUUGACCUGUUUUGGAUGUCCACGGAGCAGCCGUCUGAAGCCUCUGGGGGCCACAUUGAAGGUGAACUUUUGGGUAAAUCCUCACUGAGAGAGGCUGCAGCCAAGCAUCGCCAGAAGCUGGUAGAGGAAGCUGCAGAUCUGGACCUCGGCUCUCUGUCCUCACAUGUUGCCGGUUCAGUCAGAGACUGGUUGGUGCGUUCUGCCACUUGUGGAUUGAGCUACCAAUGGGUGGAUCUGGGUCCGGCUUUCUGGCCACGCUGGCUGCGGCAGACUGACUGUGACAGAUCAGAUGGAGUGCGAAGCUGCUCCUUUCCCGGUGGGAUGGAGUGUGUGCGAGCUCAGACAGCUCAGAUAAAGAUUCUGGCGUGGCACUGCUUAGAAAUCAGAGAUGGAGGAGAUGGGUCCAGAAGCUUUAAAGCUAACGGGUCUGAUGGCAGCACUGACAUGGUGACAGGUGAAGUCAUGAAAAGGUGUAUGUGGAGGCAAGUGCCUUAUCCUGUGGUCACUGCAUGUACAUGUUCAUGUAAAUGAAUGUUUUUCAAUUCACAUUCAGAUGUCAAUACUCAUCUUCAGAUUGUUUUUUAUAUGCAUAUG
This is a messenger RNA of Centropristis striata (black sea bass), 1311 nucleotides long. RefSeq names its product noggin-like. The record is from RefSeq and is a predicted model, not a curated record. Bases 424 to 1248 code for a protein of 274 amino acids. Gene Ontology annotation, biological process: negative regulation of cell differentiation; osteoblast differentiation; dorsal/ventral pattern formation. The transcript has a single exon. NCBI's taxonomy places the organism in Eukaryota, Metazoa, Chordata, Actinopteri, Perciformes, Serranidae.